AUGGAAUACCCGAAGCCAGACACUCAUGUGAAAAUAAUAACUGAAGAUUCAUUACAAGCAAAAGCACAUUCAUUGGGAGUUGAAGGAAGUGUAAAAUUAAGCCUCAUAGGUGGCUUAAUUAACAUUGAUGGAUCUGCUAAAUUUGCUGAUGAUUCUAACAAAUCGAAUCAUGUAACUCGCCUUACGUUAAAAUAUCAUACAACAACAAAAUUUAAGGAAUUGACGAUGAAUCACCUUGGGGCAGGUAGAAUACGUCAUCCAGAAUUAUUCGACUCAAAUAUAGCAACACAUGUAGUUACUGGUGUACUUUAUGGUGCUGAGGCAUUCUUUAUAUUUGAUCGUGUUAUAUCAGAAGAAGAAAACAAAAAAGAGGUUGCUGGUACUUUACAUGCUGUGAUUAACAAAAUACCAAUGUGCAAAAUAGAAGCAGAAGUCAAGUUGAAUUUGAACGAAAAUGAACGAAAUUUUGUCGAUAAAUUGAAUUGUACAUUUUACGGUGAUUUUAAAUUGGAUACAAAUCCUCGUAAUUUCGAAGAUGCUAUUAGAAUCUAUGCCGAUUUACCAAAAUAUUUAGGAGACAAACAACAAAAUGCUGUACCAAAAAAAGUUUCGCUAUAUCCAUUACAUCGAUUAGAUAGUAAAGCGAUGAAAAUUGUUAGAGAUAUUUCAUCAAGCGUUGUCGAUUACUGUGUGAAUUUUCUUCAAGAUCUUCAAGUAUUGGAAAUACGUGUAUUGGAUUUAACAACAAGUAAAAUGUUUACAUAUUUCAGCUAUAUGCAACAGCAACUAUCCGAUUUUGCUGCUCGGCUAUCAGAAUUAGACCGUGACUUGAAAAAACAAAUGAUAUCAAUUUUACCAACCGUACGAGGUGGUGGUUCCGAAGAAUCCGCUUUGCUCACUUUAUUCAAAAAGGUCGAUAUAUCACCAUUUAAUAAACAAAAACUUACUUCAUGGGUUGAAGAUAAAGAGAAGGAAGUUUCUCUCAUGGAACAGUUUAUCUCAGCUUUAACGAAAAACUCGAAAGCAAAUAUUACAGUGAAGUCGUCAUCGCUCAAUGAUACAAUUGGUGAUCUUAGUUAUGAAUAUAUUUUAUGUCUAUCGUUUCGUUUUACGGACGAACAGGAUCCACAACUUGAAGAUAUGUCGAAUUAUCUACAAGGUACAGAUGGCUUGAAUAGUGGGAAAGCAAAUUUAGCAUGGUUCAAAAAUAGUUCUGUUUUGAGUAAAACUCGUACUAGUUUACGACAGUUCAUUGAAUUCGCUGCAAGUAAUGCUAAUACAAGUAGUAAUAUAAAAUUUGUUGUCAAUGAAGAAUAUCCCACAGAUAGUGUUAAGCAAGCUCUACUUGUACUGUAUGAGAAUGGGGUUCCGAAUGAAAGUUUCGUGAUUCCCAGUAAACCGAAGGCACCACGUAAAACUAAUGCAACAGAUGACAGUAUUACACUUGCAUGGGACGACGCACAAAUCGGAUCCGAAGAAAUCAAAUACUAUGAAAUUAUGUAUCUUUAUGUUAGUGCUGAAAAACAAGUUGUUCCUGAUGAAAAUUCUCCCGGGGCAUGGACUGCUGUUGCGACGGAUGACGCCAAAAAAGAGAAGCAUAUAUCAAAUCUGCCGGCUGGUGUACCAUUUCUAUUUAAAGUGCGAUCAGUAACUGAAAUUGGUGUCAGUGUAUUUAGUGAAAAUAGUCAAAUAAUUCUAACUCUUGGUACAGUUGUUCAUUCAUUACGUGCAAGCUCCAUUGAUAUUCAUCCAAAUGCUCGAUGGCAACAGAAUGGUCUCACUGUCGCUGGAGGAAAUGGAGAUGGCAAUGGAAUCAAUCAACUCUACAACCCAUGUGGUUUAUAUGUGGAUGAUGAUCAAACAAUUUAUGUUGCUGAUCAAUACAAUCAUCGUAUUGUAGAAUGGAAAAGGGGUGCAACGAAUGGACAAGUGGUUGCAGAUGGAAAUGGAGAAGGAAGUGGAACUCAUCAAUUGUCUAAUCCAUUAGAUGUGAUUGUCGACAAAGAGACUGAUAGUCUCAUCAUCUGCGAUUAUUUGAAUGAAAGAGUAGUUCGAUGGCCUCGUCGAAAUGGGACAAGUGGAGAAACAAUUAUCUCCAACAUCGAUUGUUGGGGUUUGACAAUGGACGAGAAUGGAUCUCUCUAUAUCAUUGACAAUGUAGAACAUGAAGUGAGACGAUAUGGAAGAGGAGAAUCUCAAGGAACAGUUGUUGCAGGUGGCAAUGGAAGUGGAAAUCGUCUCGAUCAAUUCUAUUGCCCACAAUACGUAUUCGUCGAUCGAAAUAAUUCAGUAUAUGUGUCUGAUGGUGGAAAUGAUCGUGUGAUGAAAUGGGUGGAAGGUGCAAAACAAGGCGUUGUCGUGGCUGGUGGUCAAGGAAAAGAAAAUGGUCUUACACAAUUGUGGAAUCCUCGAGGAGUCGUUGUCGAUGAAUUGGGCACUAUCUAUGUGGCUGAUGGAGUAAAUAAUCGAGUCAUGCGUUGGACGAAAGGAGCUACACAAGGAAGUGUCAUUGUUGGUGGAAAUGGAAGAGGAGGACAAUCGAAUCAACUCAAUGGGCCCUCCGGUUUAUCAUUCGAUCGACACGGCAAUCUCUAUGUCGUCGAUUUCGAAAAUCAUCGAGUACAAAAAUUCAACAUCGAAUCCAAUAAAUAA
Molecule: messenger RNA, 2652 nt
Organism: Rotaria sordida
Lineage: Eukaryota; Metazoa; Rotifera; Eurotatoria; Philodinida; Philodinidae
Source: the annotation of a GenBank genome assembly